UAAAUACCCGCCCUCUGCGCCUCCUCAAACGAAAGACUCUCUCCUUUCCCGGCGCUUUCCCUCUAUCAGCCUCACAGCCAAAACUCCACCACCGGUCGACCGAUACCAAUGACGUCGUCUCCCUCUCCCGCCACCACCCUCCUCGGCCCGCCCGAGAUCCGACAUCCCCCUCCCACCUCCGUUACCGCGCCACCACCACAACCACCACCAACGCCGCCUCCCACCGGCGACCCCUUGCUUGACCUCAUGGAUGCAGGUUUCAACGCCGACCCUUCGCGGCCGCCCAUGGGCCUCACGGAGAACCUCUCCCCGACCUACAUCUCCUCCGGCGACUCCUGCCUCGACUUCUUCUUCCAGGUCGUCCCAGGCACAGCCGCCGAAACGGUGGCCGAGCUACUAUCAGCCGCCUGGGCGCAGGACGCCGCUACCGCGCUCAAGCUUGCCUGCCACCUUCGAGGCGUCCGCGGCACUGGCAAGUCCGACCGCGACGGCUUCUAUGCCGCUGCCCUCUGGCUCCACCGCCACCACCCUAAGACCCUCGCCCUCAACCUCCUAGCCAUCGCCGACUUCGGCUACCUCAAGGAUCUGCCGGAGAUACUCCACCGCCUGAUCGCCGGCGACAACGUUCGAGCGAAGGCCAAGGCCGAGAGGCCGCAUCGCGGUCCUCAGGGCCGUUGCUUCGGCCGCCGUCCAUGCUGCCGCCAGUCGGAGAAGCUGCCCCCAACGAUAAAGGCAGGGACGAGGGAAGAGAGAAUUGCCGCCGAUUUGGCCAGGGGCAAGAUCUUGUCGGCGCAGUCGACGGAGAUCCGGCGGACGAAGCGCACGGAGAUGGCGAUCAGGGCCAUCGAGCGGCACACUCGCGACCCCGACUACCGGUUGCUCUACGACCGCGUGGCGGAGAGCUUUGCCGAGCUUCUCGCUGCCGACCUCCGCCACCUGAGCGCCGGCGAGGUCGCAAAGAUCUCCCUCGCCGCCAAGUGGUGCCCCUCGGUCGACUCCUCCUACGAUCGCUCCACCCUCCUCUGCGAGGCCGUUGCGCGCCGCGUCUUCCCCCGGAGCUCCGAUCCCGACUACCUUUCCGUCUCGGACGCACACUAUGCCUACCGCGUCCGCGACCGCCUCCGUCGCGCGGUUCUCGUCCCCCUUCGCCGGGCCAUCGGCCUCCCGGAGGUGUACAUGAGCGCCGGCCAGUGGAGCAUCCUCCCCUACAGCCGCGUCGCAUCCGUGGCCAUGAAGAACUACAAAAAGCACUUCUUGAAGCACGAUCGCGAGCGCUUCACCCAAUACCUCGACGAUGUCAAGAAGGGGAAGGCCAAGAUCGCCGCCGGCGCGCUCCUGCCCCACGAGAUCGUCAAGGACUCCGGCGACGAGGUCGCGGAGCUGCAGUGGAAGCGGAUGGUCGAAGACCUAUCCAAAAUAGGGAGCCUGCGGAACUGCAUAGCCGUGUGCGAUGUCUCCGGCAGCAUGGACGGCACGCCGAUGGAGGUCAGCGUCGCGCUCGGGCUUCUGAUAUCCGAGCUGAGCGAAGAGCCAUGGAAGGGCCGAGUGAUCACGUUCAGCGAGAGGCCGAUGCUGCACCGCAUCGAGGGGGAGUCGCUGCAGGAGAAGACGCGGUUCGUGCGGAUGAUGGACUGGGGGAUGAAUACGGACUUCCAGAAGGUGUUCGACAAAAUGCUGGACGUGGCGGUGGAGGGGAGGCUGCCGGCAGACGGGAUGGUGCGGAGGGUGUUCGUGUUCAGCGACAUGGAAUUCGACCGGGCGUCGCCGAAUCCAUGGGAAACGGACUACGAGGCGAUCAGGAGGAAGUUUGAGGAGAGCGGGUACGGGGAGGCGGUGCCGGAGGUGGUGUUCUGGAACCUUAGGGGCACGUCGAGAUCGACGCCGGUGGUUUCGACGCAGAAGGGGGUGGCGCUGGUGAGCGGCUUCUCCAAGAAUAUGGUCAAGUUGUUCCUGGAAGGGGAUGGGCAGCUCAGCCCGCGGGAGGUGAUGGACUCGGCGAUCUCCGGCCGGGAGUACGAGAAGCUAGUGUUGUACGACUGAUGGUGAACACGCCAUCCAAGGGUUGAUGAAGCGGGCCAUGGCGUUCUUCGAGUUCUUAAGUCAAUGUAUGUAUGCCUGGUUGCAGCCUUUCUCUAGGGGGUGACAAGUUGAUUAGUGCUCGUCGUUGUGACGUUAAUAAAUUUUUAAUAUUCGAUAACAACAAUAAUAAAUCCUAAUUAUUUCAUUUA
Molecule: messenger RNA, 2228 nt
Organism: Musa acuminata AAA Group (dessert banana)
Lineage: Eukaryota; Viridiplantae; Streptophyta; Magnoliopsida; Zingiberales; Musaceae
Exons: 2
Coding region: 109-2040 (643 amino acids)
Source: RefSeq, a predicted model, not a curated record